CUUCGCACUCACACUUGUGUGACGUGGACUCGACUUUGACUCCGACUUUACCACAUCACAACACUUUCGCUGCCGGCCCAAACACCUGUUCGUCAGCGAAGCUGAUGUUCCCACUUCAAGCAAGAUUGCUCCCGUACAAUUGACCACUGCCGCCUGGUUCCCGAGUUGCUCUGCCACACGCUGACGGACUGAUCACGACGCCCGUCAGCAUGGAAGUGGACAACGAAGCGCCAGUUGCGGGUCCGAGCUCAGCUGCCCCAUCUGCAGCUGCUGUACCGACAUCGAUGUCCGCGCCUUUUCCAGCACCAGCACCAGCGACGGCAGCUCGGUCGUCAGACAGAGCACGUCGACCCUCUGCUCUCGCUCUCGCAGCAAUGAAUCGGCCCUCAUCGUCAGAUUCAGAUGACGAUGCGGAUUCAGACUCAGCCUCGGAUGGAGGUAGCACUGCGCGCAGACGACGAAAGAGGACUGCGCAGAGCACAGCAGCGGCAGGUGGCUUCUCGGCUGCCAGGACGUCGGCUAGAGCUGCUGCUGUGGCUGCUGCUGCAGCUGUCUCCGAGCAGACUCGAGCUGAGGGAGGUGGAGGAUCAAGCAGGAAGGGUACAAGUAAUGGCGGGACUGGUGCUGCCAGUCUAUUGGGCGGCGGUCUGGCGAGAAGGUUGAAGCUCAAUCUCAAAUCUACGAUUGGCAGUGCGGGAGGAAAUACUUCGGGCACGGGACCAAAGAACGAGGCAUACAUGCAGGGCUACACCAGGGAGCUGGAUGAUUCAGAUGAUGACGACGAAGGUGUCGCCAAGGCUGUGGCGAAAGAUGGACCGGAAGCUCAAGAUGGCAAGGGAUCUGGCGUCGCCUUUGAGGAGCAGCUCAUUCUAAGACUUGCUGCUGGCAGUCCAGAACUCGAAACCUUGAGAGGAUGGGUCAGGAAUCGCGCAGUUGGGACAGACAAGGCGAAUGUCGAGCUCAAGUUCAAAGACUCUCGUAGAGCGACGUUCAAGAUUGGUAAUACGGCGUUGCCGGCCAAAUUGGUGGACCUGCCCACGAUUCUAGAGACGCACAAGACGCUGGACGGUCGUCAACUGUUCAAGGUUGCCGAUAUCAGUCAGAUGCUUCUAGUCGGAGGUGAUGGCGACAGAAGGGAGGAAGAGGAAGACGCAAACGAUCGCAAAGGCGGAGGUGCCGACGCGUACGUCUGGGACAGCGGUAUCACACCUCCAAUGAGAUACGCGAGGAAGAGGCGCUUCCGCAAGCGCACCAACAAACGUGUCAUUGAAACGGUCGAAAAAGAGGUCGAACGGCUCCUAGCAGACGACAAGCGGGCAGAGAAGCUCGAGUACGAAAUGAUCGACGUGGCCGAUCUAUCUGAUGGUGGUGGAGACGAAGAGGAGGUUCAAGGUGGCGCUGGAGAAGGCGCUUCGGUGGUCGGCGAUGAAGAUGGCGAGAGGGAUGAGGGAGAUGGCGAAGAUGACGGAGGCGAAGGCGGUGAAGACCGAGACGGAUCGGUAGCUCCUACUGAAGGUGAAGGGCGGGAAGAGUAUGCAGACGAAGAAGAAGGCGAAGGUGAAGGUAUGGUGGAUAUGGCGCUCGCUGCAGAAUUGGAAGCUGUGAUGCGAGGAGAGGCGUCAGAUUCGGAGUCGGGCUCAGACGAAGGUUCGGCUUCUGUCACCACUUCGAACACGCGGGGCGGUCGAGGACGAAGCGUUUCUGCCAGAGCUACCUCGGAAGAGGGAGAUGGAGAUCUCUGGGGAGAUGAGGACGAAGAGGACGAGUCUGGAGGAGAGGACGAUGAGGAAGCUCGAGAAGGGGAUGAUCAAGAUGGGCCGGAUCUGGACGAUGAUGAUGAUGAUGUGGAUGCGGAAGAGAGCGAACGAAGAGUGAGAGAAUCUCAAGUGGAAGCGGCGGUCAAGGAGAUGGAAUUGCUGGUCAGACGCAAGACGAACGAAGCAAAUGCUGCUACCAAUAUCGUGAUCAAGAAUCGCCAAUUGGACGCCUUGAAGCGCUUGACGACGGAGCGCGGUCUCAAACAAGCACAGUUACAGGAAAUACGCAGCGAGCGAAGAGCGCGCGCCCAAGUACGAGCGAAAGAAGCGGCUGAUGCGGAUGCUGCUCUUCAAGAGGAGAAUGAAACCGGGCGCGCAGCCGAAUCCGAGGCGGACGAGCACGGCAUGGACGUGCAGCAAGAAGAAGGGGCGAAGGAUCAUGGAGACGAGCUAGACGAGGCCGAAGAGGCCCGGCAAGAGGAGCAGAAUGACGAACAAGAGGAAGACGAGGGCGAAGGAGGCGAGGAAGAAGGUGAUGAUGACGACCCGAAUGCUUCGUCACAGAGCGAGCUAUGGUCUUGAGCUCCUUUGAGCACUCUUACGCAUUGUAUUAUAGCGAUCGACCGCAUCUGGGGGCUGUGCAAAGUCUCAACGAUCAGAAAAUGAUGCUUCA
This is a messenger RNA of Ceraceosorus guamensis, 2430 nucleotides long. RefSeq lists its product as hypothetical. The record is from RefSeq and is a predicted model, not a curated record. Gene Ontology annotation, molecular function: RNA polymerase II general transcription initiation factor activity. Lineage: Eukaryota; Fungi; Basidiomycota; Exobasidiomycetes; Ceraceosorales; Ceraceosoraceae. The coding region runs from base 375 to 2339 and encodes 654 amino acids. The transcript has 5 exons. Gene Ontology annotation, biological process: RNA polymerase II preinitiation complex assembly; transcription initiation at RNA polymerase II promoter. Gene Ontology annotation, cellular component: transcription factor TFIID complex.